GUUUCGCGCAUGCGCACAAGCUAACGGUUCAGUGUUGAAGCUCGGAAAGCGACCAGACAGCAACACAUCGGUUUGCUUAUGGCAACCACAUCGCGGUGAAACAUCAAAACAAAGAGCAAGAUUGAUCUUAAACAAUACAUUGGGAAGCGACAGAGUAGGCUUCUUCAGCAAUGCACGGGCGCGACGCAUGGCUCUCCUCGUGAACAUUGAGGCUUCAGGAGAAGACGGUAUGUUUACAUGAGGGGUCGUGUCGAGACAGAUCGUUAAAAGAAGCGCAGGGUUUAAUAGGAAAGACAUUGCCGAAGAUGCUGAAGAGACUGGGCGCACCGGCGUCAUGCAGCAGCUGUCUCCUCUUCCUUCUCGCCUUCCUCUCGCCCAGGUAUACGCUGUCCAUCGGUGCCGACAAAAAUACGGUCAACAAGGAUGAUUAUUUUAGCGCCACGGUGAACGCCACCGUUUUGGACAAUAGAGGCAAUCCUCAACAGAUGGUCACCAAGAAUGACGGGCGGUACGGACAGAACUCACCCAAAACAGAGGCGAAGGGGAUUGUAAUCGCACCUGCGGCUGUGAAUGGGGCUGUGGAUCUUCAAGGCUGCUGUCCAUACACCCGGUUCAUAGUACCUCCAAAGAACACACACUGGGUGGCCAUAAUGCAGAGGGGAAAAUGCACCUUUAAAGAGAAGAUCCUAAAGGCAAUCGCAUUCAACGCCUCAGCCGUCAUUAUCUACAAUAACGGCUCCAAAGAGGAAACAGUCACAAUGGCUCAUGAAGGCACUGGGGACAUUGUAGCGGUGAUGAUAACCGAGUCCUUUGGAAAGGAGAUUCUGGGCUUCCUGGAGAAGAACCAGACUGUCCAUGUAUCUGUAGCGGUGGGGUCACGAGGGCCGCCCAAGAACAUCAGUCGUGGCUCUUUGGUGUUCGUCUCCAUCUCCUUCAUUGUGCUGAUGAUUAUCUCCUCCGCCUGGCUCAUCUUUUAUUUCAUCCAAAAGAUCAGAAUCAACAGCGCUCGGGGACGUAGUCAGCGACGGCUGGGAGAUGCUGCCAAAAAGGCCAUUAGCAAGCUGACAACCAGGACAGUAAAAAGAGGGGACAAGGAAACAGAGCCGGAUUUUAAUCAUUGUGCAGUGUGCAUCGAAGGUUAUCAACUAAAUGAUGUAGUUCGCAUCCUACCUUGCAAGCAUGUCUUUCAUAAAAUGUGUGUGGAUCCAUGGCUAAAUGAGCACUGCACCUGUCCUAUGUGUAAACUCAACAUCCUAAAAGCCCUGGGGGUUAUGCCUAACCUGCCCUGUGUGGACAACAUGGCUUUUGACAUGGAUAGGAUGUCUCGUAGUCAAACGUCCAGUCAGAGGAUGGCGCUGAUGGAUCUGUCCUCUGAGACCAGCAUCAGUCUGGAGCCCCUACGGCACUCCAGUUCCUCCCAGCUCCCCUCCGAUGAAGAGCUCAUCCCUCGUACAGGAGAGAUCAACAUUUCUGUUACUAGUGGUCAUUUCUUCAACCGGAAUUCUGUGUCUCCACGCAGUGUGGUCUGUGAGAUGGAGCUUCCAGACAUCCAGGCGUCGCUGGACAUGUACGACGACAACAAGUCUUGAGGACACGCACCCGCUCUACCUUAAUCCCGUUAUGAGUGUGAAAUGGAGUAUUGACGACUAUGGCGAUGAACUCUACCACUGUAGAAGGAUCUUCAUAGAGAUCAACCACAUCAAGCAGAAGUGACUGGACUGCUGUUAUAUACGCCAGCGCCAUCAUCUGCCUCCUUACACUUUUAAACUUUAUGUCUCUAUCUUUCUUUAUAAAACUAUUUGUGGAAGACUAUUUCAAAAGACAUCGUACACAGAUGGCUGUGGAAAGUACCUCUCGGUUUGUUUCUCUGUUAUUCUCGGUUAACUACAAAUGUCGUCUGUGGACUGAAGUCGUCUCAUUUAUGUAAUUUGCCGGUUUGAUUUGUUUUUACGUUCCAAUGCUUCUUAUUGUGCUAGGUGGGAAAACUCUCUUAGACAGUGGUUAAAGGAUCCAAACUGAGCCUUUAUAAGACAGCUGUCUGCUUUGUAUCUCCUGCUUUUGUAGCUACACAAUGAACUCGUCCUUCAUACGCUUAAAUGCUACAGCUUCACAUUUAGUGCUGGCCAGUUAGCAAUCAAAAUCCUCUACAGUUCAGCGUUACUUCCUCAUAGAAAUAUACAGUAUUUCUCUGUACAUAGAUUCAAAUGUUUUAAACAUGUAUUUAAAGAAAAUCCUAUGGAAUACCUACAGCGAACACUAAUCAGUUCCAUGCAAGGGGACCUAAUAUAUAUAUGAAUAUAUACAGUAUUUGCAUAUAACAAUUCAUAUAUCCCUCUCAAGUGGCCUCUUAGCACAAUUUGUCUUUCCUGGAUCUUGUCCGUGCACAAGAGUGUCUGUCUGUUUGUUCUAGUUUUCCUAUCAGAUGUUUUUUUUUUUUUUUUUGUAUGGCAUUGAGACCAUACUGGACUGCACUCACACAGAAUCUCAGAGCUGGAGUGCUGAUUCUGUACCGGUUUUGUUGUUUUGCCAUUGUUACAAACAGGACAGGGCAGGAUAACCUGAUCCUGGGUAAGAACCCAUACUUUGAGUCACAGUGAGUAAAGGGGUAUGCUUUAUGUGGGUCAUGGUAGUGAAUUACAUAUGUUACAUACUGCCUCAGCAUUAAACUUGUCAUAAUUGCC
Messenger RNA from Misgurnus anguillicaudatus (oriental weatherfish), 2681 nucleotides. The record is from RefSeq and is a predicted model, not a curated record. Lineage: Eukaryota; Metazoa; Chordata; Actinopteri; Cypriniformes; Cobitidae.